Molecule: messenger RNA, 1576 nt
Organism: Sorghum bicolor (sorghum)
Lineage: Eukaryota; Viridiplantae; Streptophyta; Magnoliopsida; Poales; Poaceae
Exons: 10
Coding region: 105-1262 (385 amino acids)
Source: RefSeq, a predicted model, not a curated record
ACUCCUCAAAUCCUCAUCAAACGGCAAGCGUCCUUCUCCCCAAUCUGCCACUGCAAGAAUUCCCAAUCCCGCCGCAGCCGUUUCCCCCCUUCUCGGCGUCAACAAUGACGCGCUCCGCCUCCGGCGAGCGCAAGCGUCGUCUGAUUCGUUCCCUGGACUACCAGUGCGUGAGACGCUUUCGUCUCCGUCGGCUCCUCUCCUUCCUCUGGCGUUACAGCUACCACGAAGCGUUCGAAGCGCUGUCCAAGGAGACGACUGUGUACUUCCGCGUGUCCCAUCUCCAGCAUAUGGUGCGGCAGGGCUUGUGGACCGACGCCGUCAGAUACGUGCUCCGCUUCGUCCCGGCUAUCGAUCUGACCGACGGUGGCAACUUCCUUACCAUCUUCAUCACCUUGCUCUCCAGCAUCGCUAGAUACAAACCGACUGUCCCCUCCACCUUCCCUCUAUACGAUCCGUAUGCCCGCCAUGAGCUCGAUUGGCAAGGUCGCGUCAGGCCCGGUGGUGUCAAGGUCGCUGAGAUCAUCCGGUCUGUGUGCUGCAAGGAAGCCUGGGGUCGGAUUAACUGGGCACUGGUGAGGCUGAAGGCAGCGGAGAUCGUUGGUGAUUUGUUUACUGAGUUGCCAGAGUUUGAUGACAUGCGCCGACUGCCACCCUGCCCUGUCAUUGUCAGGCCAGCAAACGUGCUUCCUCUCAGGGCGAGUUCAAGGGGUCACAGCAGGUUUCACAAGAAAUUAGGCCGGAUUCCACCAGAUGUUCUUGCCCGGUAUUUUGUUCCCAAGGAGACAAGCCAACCAGGUUUACCACUUGAGCCAUUUACAAUGAUCCGGAUGGCAGAGAUUUUAGAUGAAUGUUUGCAAGCUGGAAAAUGCCUGGUGAUCAAUGACAGACAUCGUGUUGAGAGUUCUUCCACUGAAGGACCGGCCGUUAUCUGCACUUUGACUGCUGAAAUUGCUUGUGGCACGAAGGAUCCAAUGGUAACUGAGGCUGCUGUUCCAAGAAGCAAUCUGAAAAGGCCACGAGCAACUGAGCAAGAAGUUGAUACAAGAAAAAUACAGAUAAUUGGGGAGCAUGUUCAAAGGAGGAAGAGGAAGCCUAAUACUCCAAUUUCCACUGCUACUCUGAGAAGAAGCCCAAGACUGGCCGAAGCUCUAGAUGGCCAUAAGCCUGAAGUGAUUUCAGCCUCAAAAAAGCCUAUCUCCAAAAACAAGUCAAGGGCUAGAAAAAUCACAUUGCAGACUGAUCUGUUGGAUAAUCGCAACUGAGAAGUGCUGCAUCGCUCCGUCAGAGGUGACAGCUGAACUACUGCUUCAAGACCAGAUGAAGCAAGCUCGAGCAGUAGUAGUUGAAUGGAGCUCCAAUUAGUUUCCAGUGAUUCGUUGCACUUUUAGCCUUUAUUUUACCAAGGGUAUGCCCUGCGUGGAACUGCUGUAUUAUGGGGAUUGGUUUUGAACCCUGCCAGACUACCUUUUGAAAACUUAUGUCCUUCGCACUUUUCUGGGAAGGCUUCCUUGAUGUUUGGUUGGACAAAGAUUAAUCUCUUAUGUUAAGGCUGUUUGGGCCCUUUCUUCGGCUGUGA